AUGGCAAUGGUGCGAGCCAAAAAAAAUAUUGUUUCUUAUGUGAGAGAAUUAAAACCCCGUAAAGAUACGUCCCGUAUUGAAGUUAGGAUUGUUCGCUUAUGGAGAAACUAUAACAAAGAAUCCGGAAACACCAUUGAAAUAGUGGUUGUUGAUAAAGAAGGGACAAGAAUUCAUGCUUCAGUUGGUGAACAACUCAUCAAAAAAUUCGAUGACAAGCUACGAGAGGGAGAUGCGAUUGUCCUCCAGUUGUUCAAAGUGUACGAUGCAACUGGUGAAUACCGUACAAUGCCACAUCCUUACAAAAUUGGCUUCUUUCCAACAACUUUUGUUGGAAAAACUGAUGAUUUUCCAAGUGCAGUUCCCGAAAAGUAUUUCGCGGACUUUUCUGAUAUUCUUGGUGGAAAUUUGGAUCAUAACUGUUUGGUUGGUGCUUACUCCAUAUCUAGCGGGUAUAAUUCAAUCCAUAUUCUGCUCAACCCAACACUUGAUUUUAUUGAGGAGUUCAAAUCAAGUCUCCCUGAUGAUUCACUUGCUCUUACAAACAACGAUAGUAGCCAAUGGUCUGUUGGUACUGCUACUUCUAUUCGUGCCAGGUUUUUUGUUCUUAAUGAGAGGCUAACCAUCAGAGAGAUCAUUGACAAUACUCUGUUGCAAAUACCACAGCAAAAAGUGAUGCCUACCACCAAUGUUGAUGCUGAUGGCCGGCCCUUGUUCUUCUGCAAUACGUGUGACAAAGAACACAGUGAUGUCAUUUCCAGGUUCAAAUUAAUUGCCCAUGUCAAGGAUGAUAGCGGUGAGGCUAAUUUUCUUUUGUUUGACGCUAAUGCUCAACAAAUUGUGCGUCAUUCUGCUGCUGAACUCUAUGAUGAGAAUGAAGAUGAAGACUUCUUACCAGAAGCAGUUAGCGAUCUCUUUGGUAAGAGAGUCCUUUUUGAGAUUUCAGUUGACGCUGAUAACAUUAAAGGAAAGAGCUCUCAGUAUGUGGUUCGAUUGGCUACUGAUGACCGUGAAAUGGUUGAGGAAUUUGCUGAUUUGCCUCCUAAACCGGUCCUAAUGUUGGAGUCCGCAUAUGAUAUUUCCUCUGGUUCUGGUGGUUUUACAGCAACUCCUUUGUCCAAAAGAAAAAGCGAACAAGAUGACGAAAGUUACCUUGAGGAUCAACACUCUGUUAACAAGAAACUCUCUCAAAAGAAACUCAAGGGCGAGUGA
Brassica napus (rape) is the source of this 1209-nucleotide messenger RNA. RefSeq lists its product as uncharacterized. NCBI's taxonomy places the organism in Eukaryota, Viridiplantae, Streptophyta, Magnoliopsida, Brassicales, Brassicaceae. The record is from RefSeq and is a predicted model, not a curated record. The transcript has 8 exons. The coding region runs from base 1 to 1209 and encodes 402 amino acids.